Molecule: messenger RNA, 1503 nt
Organism: Cyclocybe aegerita
Lineage: Eukaryota; Fungi; Basidiomycota; Agaricomycetes; Agaricales; Hemipholiotaceae
Source: the annotation of a GenBank genome assembly
AUGGCCGUUGCAGAUUUCUCCUCGGCCGAUCCUUCUGGAAAUACGAUGCAAGGCUCGAAGGCCUCCACGAUCUCCAGUGGCACAGACAUUUCCGUCGCACAUGAAAGGGCCAUCCUUCGAAAGAUCGACCUGCACGUCAUACCCUGGUUGGCGCUGCUGUACUUGCUCAACUUCUUAGAUCGGGGCAGCAUUGGGAACGCAAAACUUUAUGGCCUCGAAAAAGAUAUAGGAAUAGAUGACAGACAAUAUCUAACUGCGUUGACUGUAUUCUUCUUUCCUUACGCUCUUCUCGAGCCAGCCAGUAACGUCAUCUUGCGUCGCCUCAAACCAUCUAUCUGGCUUUCAAGCAUGAUGCUGGCUUGGGGUAUUGUGAUGACGUGCCAUGGCUUAAUCAAGGAUUACGGGGGGCUCGUCACUGUUAGAGUCCUGCUAGGUGUCACAGAGGCUGGACUAUAUCCGGGAAUAGUGUUCUAUAUCUCCAGUUGGUAUAAGCGAUCUGAAAUGGGCUCUCGCGUCGCUUUUUUCUUCUCUUCUGCUACAGUCGCUGGGGCAUUUAGUGGCCUUCUUGCCGCUGCUAUUGCGAAUAUGGAUGGUGUUGGGGGUAAAACAGGAUGGGAAUGGAUAUUUAUUCUGGAAGGAUUAGCCACAGUCGUCGUAGGCCUUAUGUCGUACUGGAUCAUUCAGGAUUUUCCCGACACAGCCAAAUUCCUGACGGAGCAAGAGCGUGUCUUUGUUAUCCGCCGUCUCCAAGAUGACAUGAAACUAAGUGCGGGUGGGGAGGCCUUCAAGAAGGACUAUAUCUGGCAAAGCCUGAAGGACUGGAAAACCUGGAUCGCAAGUAUGCGUCUCUUCUACCAUGUCUCCCCGGCUGCUGAUGCACAUCUACAGUGGGAAUUUACAUGGGAUUGGUUUCAUGCCACACAAGCCAACCUUCUCUCUGUCCCUGUCUACGCGUGGGGUUGCAUCCUAACAUGUGUCAUAGGCGUCCUAGGAGACCGCAUCGGCUCUCGAAGUUACAUUAACUUUACAUUGUUCACCGUUGGACUGAUCGCGUAUGCAAUUUUGAUUGCUUCGAAGUCACCAGCACUAUCGUACUUCGCAGUAUAUUUAGCUGUCUCCGCCAUCUACCCGAUCAUUCUCGCGUGGAUCGCCAGUAACGUCGAGGGAGCUUACAAACGCAGCGUCACCCUUGGCAUGGCCAUUGGGUUCGGAAACAUCAAUGGAGCAGUUACGGCCAACAUUUAUCGCGCCCAAGAUAUACCAUGGUAUCGCCUGGGCCAUGGUAUCGUCCUUGCGUACAUUGGCUUUGGCCUCAUUUGCUCCCUUCUGUAUGCGGUGCUUCUGAAGCAAGAAAAUGCUAGGCGCGACCGCGGAGAACGCGAUGAGAUCAUUGAAGGAAUUGAUAAUGAUCACGGUCACGAACGCAAUGGCAUUUUCAAGUCAGUAGAAGAAGCAAAGACCGUCAAAGGCGACGAUUGGAGCGGGUUCCGAUAUACAUUAUGA